Asparagus officinalis (garden asparagus) is the source of this 1950-nucleotide messenger RNA. Its product is annotated as protein HOTHEAD-like. Lineage: Eukaryota; Viridiplantae; Streptophyta; Magnoliopsida; Asparagales; Asparagaceae. The record is from RefSeq and is a predicted model, not a curated record. Gene Ontology annotation, molecular function: oxidoreductase activity, acting on CH-OH group of donors; flavin adenine dinucleotide binding.
AUGAAAGGUAAGCAAACUAGAGCCUCCUUUGCUGGUCUACAAGUUGUUGCUACUAAAAGAGUCUUAAAGUUGAUUCACAUGGAUCUUUUUGGACCCACUAAGGUGCUAGUACAGGAGGAAAGAGGAUCAAUGAAGAUACCGACAGAGAAAAAGAAGAAACCAAUGCUGAAGGAUGAGUUCAAGAUGAGCUCGGUGGGGGAGCUAAAGUUUUUCUUAGGUUUUCAAGUGAGCCAAAUUGAUGAAGAAAUUUUUAUAUCCCAAUCAAAGUACGUGAAAGUGAUACUCAAGCGAUUUAGGAUGGAGAAAUUGAAGCCUAGUGACACACCUAUGAGUCCAAGCACGAAGCUCACCAAUGGCGAAAAUGGAACUGACUACGAUCAAAAGAAGUAUAGAGCAUCCUCGCCACCCUACAACUUUAUGCAAAAUGCAACAGAAGCACCACCAACAUCAUACUAUGACUACAUCAUCGUCGGAGGUGGCACCGUUGGUUGCCCGUUGGCCGCUACUCUCUCUCAAACCUCCAAAGUCCUACUCUUAGAAAGAGGAGGCUCUCCUUACGACAACAACAACAUAAAACAUCUCUCGGGCUUCACAGACUCCCUAUGUGACACCUCCCUAACCUCCGUAGCCCAGCAAUUCAUUUCCAAAGAUGGCGUCAAGAAUAUCCGUCCUCGUGUGCUCGGUGGAGGCACGUGCCUCAAUGCCGGAUUCUACAGUCGAGCCAGUAGAGAUUACGUUAGAAAAGCUGGGUGGGACAUGAGAUUGGUGAAGGAGUCAUACGAAUGGAUUGAGGAGUUGCUGUCAGGAGCCGGAGUGCCGGAGUUGAAGCAGUGGCAGUCGGCUGUGAGGGAUGGGCUAGUGGAGGUGGGGGCGGUGCCAGAUAAUGGGUUUACAUAUGAGCAUCUGACAGGGACGAAGAUUGGAGGGACGAUUUUUGACCGAGAUGGGCACAGGCAUACCGCUGCAGAUUUACUAGCACAGGCGGAGCCAAAACAGACUACGAUUUUCUUGUGGGCUACGGUUUAUAAGAUCUUGUUCAAACGAGGCCAACAAAGACAAAUAGCCUAUGGUGUUCUAUUCAAGGACUCAACAGGAGAAACUCACGAAGCAUACCUAAAGAAUAGCCUAAACAAUGAGAUCAUUAUAUCGGCUGGAGCACUCGGCAGCCCUCAGCUACUAAUGCUUAGCGGUAUCGGCCCCUCCGAUCAUCUCCAAUCUCUAGGCAUUGAGAUGGUCAUGGAUCAACCCUUAGUAGGCAAAAACAUGGCCGAUAAUCCCAUGAACGCCAUUUAUGUUCCUUCUCCUUCACCUGUUGAGCUCUCUCUUGUUCAGCCUGUUGGCAUCACUGUCUUUAGUAGCUACAUCGAGUCCAUCAGUGGCUACAAAUAUGCCAUUUGUCCACCGAGCGGUUUGUCAAGAUCAGGUUUCAUUUUCGAAAAGGUCGCAGACCCUAUUUCUACAGGAUAUCUUAAGCUCAUAAAUACAGAUCCAGCUCACAAUCCAGAGGUUACCUUUAACUACUUUCAAGAACCACGAGACCUUCAUACUUGUGUUAAAGGUCUGAAGACUAUUGGUCGUGUGAUACAAUCUGAAUCCUUCUCCAAAUUUCGGUAUCCUAAUGCGACAUUUGAUUCAUUGCUCAACGAGACUUUGCAGUAUUUGGGUAUCAAGAAAUCAAAUAGACCUGGAAACUAUAAAAUAUCAGUUGAAAAUUUUUGCAAGGAUACUGUGAUGACGAUGUGGCAUUAUCAUGGAGGUUGCCAGGUUGGGCAGGUUGUGGAUCACGAUUACAGGGUUCUUGGUGUUGAUGCGCUUAGGGUUCUUGAUGCCUCCACGUUCAAUUCAUCUCCUGGAACAAAUCCACAGGCUACUCUUCUAAUGCUUGGAAGGUACAUGGCGGUUAAAAUUCAACAGGAGAGGCUUAAUAUGGAAGAUCAUGUUAGCAUGUAA